This is a messenger RNA of Helobdella robusta, 1653 nucleotides long. RefSeq lists its product as hypothetical. Gene Ontology annotation, molecular function: protein binding; nuclear import signal receptor activity. The record is from RefSeq and is a predicted model, not a curated record. Gene Ontology annotation, cellular component: cytoplasm; nucleus; nucleoplasm. Gene Ontology annotation, biological process: NLS-bearing protein import into nucleus. The transcript is spliced from 13 exons. Bases 1 to 1653 code for a protein of 550 amino acids. NCBI's taxonomy places the organism in Eukaryota, Metazoa, Annelida, Clitellata, Rhynchobdellida, Glossiphoniidae.
AUGGAUGAAUCAGAUGUCAGUACAUCAGGAAGCAAUAGAUUGAAAGCCUACAAGUACAAAGGGAGAGAUGUGGAGUUGUUGAGGAGAGGAAGAGAAGAGGAAGGACUCCAACUCAGAAAACAGAAGAAAGAUCAGUUGAUUUUCAAGAAACGUAAUGUAGACAUCGUACCUGAGGACAACAUUUCUCCUGUUCAAGAGGCACACAUCACUUCCAACUUCACAAACACGAUAACAGAAGACAUGUUGAAGUUGUUGUUCAGUGAAGACCAAGAACAACAACUGGAUGCUACGCAAAAGUUUCGGAAAUUAUUAUCAAAAGAGCCCAACCCACCGAUUGAUACGGUCAUCGGGGCAGGUAUCGUACCGAGGUUUGUCCAACUACUACAAACACACAACAACUCUGCAUUACAGUUCGAAGCGGCCUGGGCCCUCACGAACAUAGCAUCAGGUUCGUCCAAUCAGACAAGAGCGGUCAUCGAAAGUGGGGCUGUACCUGUAUUCAUCCAAUUGUUAAACUCUCCACAUGAAGACGUACAAGAACAGGCGGUGUGGGCUCUCGGGAACGUAGCAGGAGACAGUCCAGAAUGUAGGGAUUAUGUUAUCAUGGAGGGAAUUCUAUAUCACUUGUUGCACUUGCUUGGCACGACGACAAAAAUGUCGAUGUUACGAAAUGCAGUUUGGUGUCUGUCCAAUCUCUGCAGAGGAAAAAACCCGCCCCCUGACUUCACUAAGGUGUCCACGGCCCUACCACUGCUCGCUCGACUACUCUUCAACACCGACCACGAUGUACUGGCUGAUGCUUGCUGGGCCCUCUCCUAUCUGUCCGACGGACCCAACGAAAAGAUACAGGCAGUCAUCGAGGCGGGUGUCGUCAGAAGAUUGGUCGAGCUACUUGCUCACACAUCGCAAGGAGUGGUCAGUGCAGCUCUGAGAGCAGUGGGCAACAUUGUGACGGGCGACGACGUGCAGACCCAACUCGUCCUCAACUGUUCGGUCCUGCCCUCGCUCAUCCACCUGCUUGGCUCCAGCAAGGAAAGCAUCAGGAAGGAGGUCUGCUGGACCAUCAGCAACAUCACUGCUGGCAAUCGAAAUCAAAUACAGGCUGUAAUUGAGGCCAAUAUCUUUCCUAUCCUCAUCCAAAUCAUGAGCAAGGCAGAGUUUAAAACCCGCAAGGAGGCUGCAUGGGCCAUAACGAACGCAGCAUCCGGAGGCUCCUUCGAGCAGAUCCAAUACCUCGUCAACCUCGGAUGCAUCCCUCCCCUCUGCGAUCUGCUCGGCGUCGUCGAUACCAAGAUCAUUCAGCUGGCACUCAACGGUCUGGAGCACAUAUUGAAGGCAGGCGACCUGGAGGCCAAGCAGAGAGGUACAACUCACGUCUACCCCGUCCUCAUCGAGGAAUGCUACGGCUUGGACAAAAUAGAAUUCCUACAGAACCACGAGAAUCAGGAGAUCUACCUGAAAGCCUUCACCAUGAUCGAGCGAUACUUCGGCAGCGAAGACGACGACCCCAACGUGGCACAACCCCACUUCGACAUCCACGAGAACCAGUUUCAUUUUAUGGCCCCUGACAACUUAGCUGCUACUACUACUACUAUUUUAGUUAUCCUAGCUAUCAAGACCACCACUAAAUUAGGUUUCACCACAGUACAGUGA